CGGGAAUAUCUGCUAGUGCGACAAAGACGUCGAUUUCUACCGUUUUUCCACCUAAAUCAUGGAACUAGCUGAGAUGGGAGAACGAGUUUUUGCAGCGGAAGGCAUACAGAAAAAGAGGAUACGCAAGGGCAAGAUCGAGUACUACGUGAAGUGGAAGGGCUGGUCUCCCAAGUAUAACACUUGGGAGCCGGAGGAAAAUAUCCUGGACGCCCGCCUAAUCGAAGCCUUCAACACAAGCUUACACGAGAGGGAUGUCACUCCAUGCAAGAGAGGCCCAAAGCCUAAAAGAUUCAAAUCUGGGAAUUCGACCUCAGACGACAAUGACGAUGGUUCAGAACCUGAGUGUGAAGAAGGGGAGUCUAGCCAGAAGGAAGUGUCCCGGCGGGACGAGGGUACCCAGGCGAGCAGCGCGCCCUUACACUGCGACACAUCGGUCGGACUGCCCGUUAAAGCUGCACCGAAGAAACUCGGCCGACCGCCGUCUGCAGCUACAAUACAGAAGAGGUUAGAACUUGCAGCGGCAAUGAAGGCCGCUGGUAAGGAUCCUUCAUCCAAAAGUCCGUCAUAUUUUCCGGUCCCAUACGGCAUGGGGAAGUCUCAGUACGGGAUGCCACCCGGCGUACCGCCUGGGCUGGUGAAGAGGCGGCCAGGGAGGCCCCCGAAAUGUCCGGGUAUCGGGGCAGCUAAGUACGUAGGUCGCCCCAGAGGUCGACCCCGGGGGAGCUCACGAGGUAGGCCGGCGGGAUCGAAGAAAUCCCGGGGAUUUCUACUGUCAGCUUCAUUCCCGUCCCGCAACAAGCCGGAUCAUUCCUCCCCUACCCGCGGGCCCCCUUGCCUGUCACCCCUGAACCUGAGUUUAUCCCCAUCACGUAAAGUAAACGCCCACCCGCCGACUUUAGAAAAAAGCAGAAACGACUUUGACAGAAGCCCGAAUUCUGGGCACGUGAAUGGACUAAAGUCAGACUGGGCCUGUGGGGGCACGAGUGAAAACCCGGACAGUCCCCGGGAUGAUCUUUCCACAGACUCCUUCCCUCCCCCUCCCAUGUUAGUGCCGGAGAACAAGGAGGUGGACGUUAAGAACUACUGGUGUCCCCCAGCUGAUGUCAAACCAGUGAUUGACAAUGUGUUUAUUACUGAUGUCACGACAGAUGCGGUGACGAUUACCUUUAGGGAAAGUACGGCGGAGGACGGUUUUUUCAGAAAGAGGGAUGAUUGUACGAGUGAGGGCGACUAACCGUUAUACCCCAAGACGUCACAAACCCACGUGCGUCUACCCUACACAAUGCUUUAUGUAAUAGUGUCAAUUUCUGAGGAUGGACCACGUGCAUUGGACCAUGUUGAUUAAUGUUUAUGGAUAUUUUAAUUAAAUGUGAAGGUGUGUGUAUGUUUCUGCAGAUAUCCCGGCAUCCAGUGAGAUUCUUGGAUUUAGGGAUAAAUAAAUUACGUUCAGUCAUAUAAUUCUGUAAUAUUUGUGGUGCCGCACGGAAAAUAUUUUCCCUUGUUCCUGGAUUUUUGUAUUCCAGAAUAGACAUCGAAACAACCUUUUUUUUCUUGGAAGUAAACAUUUUUCCGUGCAUCAAGGAAGUCGGUAAAUUCAGAAGUGUACCGACGUUUAAUUAUCUAUCGGUUUCACUACGUCUUGGAUAUGACCAAACUGUAGAGAACGUGCAUGUAACACUGUGGUGUUGAUUUGAUUUGAUGAAGAUAGUAAAGGCAUAUCUAUUUCACUUUGACACCUGCCUUUCGCGGCUAUUAAAAUUCAGCAAUCCUUUAAGCCUCAUCCAGACGGUGUCCCUUGUCGGACUGACUUGAUGAAUUCAUCCAAAAUCGUUAUGUGCAUGUGUGAACAGUCCUCGAUUUUCUUCAGAAGCAUCAAAUGGUAUGAAAUGCUUCACCUAUAGGAUUAAAUUCGACGAUAUCAUAAAUUGCACCUUGUUACACCUACUUAAGGCAAUGUUAAAAAGGUUUUGCCACGUGUCGAAUGUGUAUCUCUUUGUUUUCAGCACUUUUGCGACGUGCGCAUAAACAAACACUUUCUGUGAACGUAGAUUUUUAUAGAGUAUUAGGUAUUUUCUACGUAUACGAAGAAAUGCCAAAGCAUGCAGAUGACAGGCAGUUUUUUAAUUAGCUGCACGGAUUAAGAUAAAUUUGCGCGAGAGCCGACUACAGUGCGUUGUGACGUUGUAUUGCCAGUAGACAUUAGCAUUUUUCAGAUGCUAUUGUGUUGGAGAUAUCAUGAUGUCAUUUCCGGUAUCAUUGUGGUUGCAUUGAUUACCGUUUCCUUUUUUUUGUGUGUGCGUGUUUUUUGUUGUCCUUACGCAUUUUGUACUUGCCAUUCUGAAAACACAUUUUUCUCUGAUGUUUUGUUUGUAUUUGCAUGUUAUGUGUUUAUUUUGCUAAGCCAACCUUUCUAAUCGCAUUUCAACCCAAAGAUAUUUCUUUUCUUUUAUUUUUGAAGGACGUAUAAACUGAAGAUGUUACCCGGUUAUUGAAACUAGGUCGCCGUCGCUUGUUUACUUAACUACGAAUGACAUUCGAGUAUAAUAUGUAGUCUUGGUACAUUUUUGCCAGAGAAAUAUCGCUAGUUUGCAAUGGAUCCAACGUUUUAAUUAUUUUUUUUUUAUAAACCACAUGUUUUAUAGACUGAAGUUUGGACAGUUACUCGUACAAAUAUCACUUGUGACUACUGAAAUACCUGAAACUGUAAUGAAGAAGUAGUUUAGUCUAGAGCGUUCGUUUGAAAAUUCCCCUUGAUUUUCAAGCUGUUGAUGUACAAAACAGUCAGUUGGUGUUGUUGGUAACUAUUUUUUUUUAAUGGGGAGGUUAAGAUAAGUAUAUGGAUCACUCUAUAAAUUAGCCUUCCAGUUAGGCAAAACUGCCUAUACGUCAAUCAGUGUCUUUUUUUCUUGUUUAAAGAUAGAAUUUUCAAGUACUUAUUUUUGAACCAAUCUGUCUGUUAUGUUCAGUCGUUUUCCUUUCCUGUUCACGGAUGUUUAUAUUUUAUAUGUUGACUAGGAAGUUAACCAAAGCGAAUGUAAUUCUGGCAUAGAGCCAACCUCGACCCGUUACUGUGGUAAUUCGAUACCAACGCCAAAGCUAGUAUCAAUCUCAUCUUCCAUGAACUAGUCUGGAUAUUUGGGUUUGAGAACCACUGACGUAAUGUUGUAUAAAUACAGCAAUUUAUAUUUUAUAAAUUGCGGUUUCGGCGGACUAAUUAAUUAACAAACGAGUCCUUGAUUACAAACGGCUUUUUUGAUCAAAUAGUCCAUACUGUUAAUCGAAUUGGAAAUACCUUUCCUUUCACCUGGGCAAAAAUGUAGUGAAAUAUUUUAUGGUUGUUUCUGCAUCUCUUGCACAUACGUCAUUUAUUUGGCAAAUUGUGGUUUCAGUAACUCAGUAUUGAGGUUAAGGCGUCAUAUAGCCAACCAGAUCUGGAGUAACCAUGGACUGUUGUUGUAAUACGUAUAUGUCGGAUAGAGCAAGCGAACCAAACGGCAUAAAUCUGUAUAUUUGCGCGUGUUCCACAAAUUCGUGAACUGAAGACUACAUGUAUUCAUUUUUGCUGGACAAAAUUAAAUGUAGCGACGUUUACUGUUGAGUUAAAAGUGGUAUGAAAUAGGUUGCCAUUAAUUCGCUGUGUUGUAGUUUAUCAAAACUAUGCUAUAUUAUAGUGUUUGUAUAAUUAUUACGAUCUUCUAAGAUUGUUGCUUGUAAAUAUGCUUACAGAACUUACCUAUGAUGCGCACAUGAGCUCACCUGUGAGAGCGAGCACCUGCUUAUAGGUCAGUAGCUGUCAGUGCAAAUAAAACGACCGUGUCAACACCUGUGCUGUUGUCAAUUUCCAAACGUGUUCAAUUUCUAACGCAUACUGUUUAAAGUAUUUGUAUAUUGCCAUGAAAAAGCUUGAGCCUUUGAGCCGUACGCCUUUAUGCUCGUAGAAGAAU
Molecule: messenger RNA, 3944 nt
Organism: Liolophura sinensis
Lineage: Eukaryota; Metazoa; Mollusca; Polyplacophora; Chitonida; Chitonidae
Product: chromobox protein homolog 8-like
Exons: 5
Coding region: 59-1234 (391 amino acids)
Biological process (GO): negative regulation of transcription by RNA polymerase II
Cellular component (GO): PRC1 complex; chromatin
Molecular function (GO): chromatin binding; DNA binding
Source: RefSeq, a predicted model, not a curated record